CCGGGAUUGGUCUCUACCCUUUCCCUUCGUUUCUCCGUCAAGACUCAUAAUGCUGGGAGGGUAUGGUUUGAAAGGGCGCGGCGUUAUGCCCGCCAUCGCCCGGCAGCGAUUGGCCGCUUUCUCACGCUCCAGUCGAUCGAUGUCCUCAUUCCGUCCUCAGAGCUCACCACUCCCUGUCCGAUAUGGCAGGUUAACCCAGACACUGGCCGGGAAAAUGACUUGGAGACCGGCCUCUGCCAUUCCCGGAGUCUCUGCCACCCGGUUCAACUCGACCGCGACUUCCUCCGCAUCUGCCUCGUCGGCCGUGCCGGCUGUAGAGGCUGCCUCCUCCGCCAAUGCUGCGGCACCGGUUGAGGUUUCUGAUCUCGCAGAAAUCGAUAUUACUGCUAUUCCGGAACAGAUUGGAUAUCUGAAGCAGCUGGGCCUGGACUACGGCUGGGGUCCGUCCUCGAUGAUUGAAUACUUCGUUGAGCACUUUCACAUCUGGGGAGGACUACCCUGGUGGGCGAGUAUUGUCGCAACGGGUGUCUUGGUCCGUUUAGCUCUGCUGGGCCCGAUGUUCGGUGCCGCGGACACUGCUACCAAGAUCAACAACAUCAAGCACAUUUCCACUCCCAUCCGGACGAGGAUGAUGCACCAUGCGCGGGAGAGCAACCAGAUUGAGAUGAACAAGGCCCGGGUGGAGAUGCAGAAGCUCCACCAGGACCAUGGAGUCAAGCCCUGGAAGUCAUUCGUUCCGCUCAUCCAGAUUCCUUUCGGUUUCGGCUGCUAUCGCGUGGUCAAGGGCAUGGCUUCUUUGCCUGUCCCAGGGCUGGCUGUGGAACAUGUUGCCUGGAUUCAGGAUCUCACGGUGUCGGAUCCUUACUAUAUACUUCCUGCUGCCACAUCCCUUUUCAUGUAUCUUAGUUUCAAGAAAGGAGGAGAAUCCGGAACCAACGAUUUCACCAAGACAUCGUUGGGCAAGAUGUUCCUUUACGGUCUCCCUAGUAUGUCCUUUGCCUUCAUGUCGUUCUUCCCUAGCGCUCUUCAGAUCUACUUCGCCACCACGGGUCUCUUCGCCCUCGGACAAUCCUACCUUAUCAACAGCCCCGCCUUCCGUCGUGUUGCCGGCAUCGCUAUCGCCACAAAGCCCGCACCCGCAGUCGACCCUACGAAUCCGCUUGCCAGCCAAGGCGGAUCCGAGCAGAGCCGAGCGCUGCGUAUGCUCACCGAAGCCCUGGAGGCUGAAAAUGCCAAGCUGUCGGAGGGCCGCCCGGCCACCCCGGGCCAGGAGCUCAGCUUCAUCGACCGCGCUAUUGAGUCUCUGAAGCAGUCCAAGGACAAGCUCAAGCGCGAGACCACCGAGAAGGUGAAUGAGAUGCGCGGCGACGGACCCUUGAAGAACGCCGAUGGCACGCUUGCGGAGCCGCCGAGGCUCAGCGAGAAAGACCGCAAGUUGGCGGCGGACUACGAGAAGCGUCGAAAGGAGGAGGAAGACUGGAAGCGCGAAGAGCGGAACCACGCUCGGCGGGAGGCCCAUCUGCGGGCACUCGAUCUGGAGAGGGAGAAAGCCCGUGCGGCGUUCAAGCCAAAGGCGAAGCAGAGGUAGGGUAUGCCCCUGGCUGUUCACGAGGAGACGGUAGGGUCGAUAUGGAUAGAUGUCUUUGUAUUAUAGGGGCUACAGCAUGUUGUAGUGUUAUAGAUAGUGCAUGUUUAAUUUAUGUAUUCAUAUCUUCUCUCUC
Aspergillus ochraceoroseus IBT 24754 is the source of this 1721-nucleotide messenger RNA. Its product is annotated as membrane insertase OXA1. Bases 50 to 1588 code for a protein of 512 amino acids. Gene Ontology annotation, biological process: protein insertion into mitochondrial inner membrane from matrix; mitochondrial respiratory chain complex IV assembly. Lineage: Eukaryota; Fungi; Ascomycota; Eurotiomycetes; Eurotiales; Aspergillaceae. The record is from RefSeq and is a predicted model, not a curated record. Gene Ontology annotation, molecular function: membrane insertase activity. The transcript has 3 exons. Gene Ontology annotation, cellular component: mitochondrial inner membrane.